Messenger RNA from Macrosiphum euphorbiae (potato aphid), 684 nucleotides. NCBI's taxonomy places the organism in Eukaryota, Metazoa, Arthropoda, Insecta, Hemiptera, Aphididae. The record is from the annotation of a GenBank genome assembly.
AUGCCAAUCAAAAAAAAUCCAAUAGACGAGGAAAAUAUUCUGGAAUUAGGAUGGUAUGGAAAAAUAGACAAAUAUUUAUGCCAACUAGCUCCGAAUGGCAUAAUAAAAAUCAAAAAUCGAAAUGACAUGAUACAAUUAGGUUUGGAAAUGAAUAAAAACUAUGUGCGAGAGAAUGUGAGACAAAUGAAAGAAAAUAUGAAACUAGCAAAAGACUUUGAAUUGAAAUUGGUGUUAAAAAACAAAGUGCGUCCGGAAAUAGCAAAUAAAUCUGUCCUAAAGCAUCCCGUCGUUGCCCAAAGGCUAAGGGCAGAAAGAUUCCUUGAAAUCAACAAGGAAAAGCCGAAAAAACACUAUUUACGGCCGUAUGUCGUGGAAUUUGAAAACAUUAGUUGCUACAAUAUUCCGUCAGAAGCUGAACGAUUGGGUAUAAAAUUCAGGGAACUGGAAUUCGGAGAAAGUUGGGUUUUUGAUUAUCAUAAACACGGGAGAAAUUUAAAACAAAAACGGAAAGAACAUAACAAAAAACUCGGACUACACCUGCCACAAUCACACUUACAAAGGAAAUUAAUCGACGAUCAGUUAAACUCAUUGACUCAGAUGAAUAUAAACAACCUUCAAGACCUCAAAAUUUUCCACGAAAAGGCCAGAAAACUUAUGAAAGAACCCUUUCGCGGCCGUUAUUAG